Molecule: messenger RNA, 3284 nt
Organism: Theobroma umbraticum
Lineage: Eukaryota; Viridiplantae; Streptophyta; Magnoliopsida; Malvales; Malvaceae
Gene: DELTA-ADR
Product: delta-adaptin
Biological process (GO): Golgi to vacuole transport; protein targeting to vacuole
Cellular component (GO): membrane coat; AP-3 adaptor complex; endosome membrane
Source: RefSeq, a predicted model, not a curated record
UCCCACCAUCGUCUGUCGUUUCUCUCAUUAAAAAAGGACAUUUUUUUUUUCAAAAAAAGGAAAAACAAACCCCUUUCUUUCUCAAACCCAAAAUUCCCAGAGAAUUUCUCUUCUCCUCUUGCAUUCCCCAACCCAAAAACCUCCCAAAUUCCAAUGCAAUAUUCCAUCAGAUAACCCAAACUUCUCAAGGACCCUAAUCUCCAUUUCCUUCGUAUUUCCCAAUAAUGUCAGGUCCAUCACUCAUGGAUUCCCUGUUUCAACGCACUUUGGAGGACUUGAUCAAAGGCCUCAGACAACAAUUGAUCGGUGAGCAAGCUUUCAUUUCCAAAGCCCUGGAAGACAUCCGUAAAGAAAUCAAAUCCACUGACCUCUCAACCAAAUCCACAGCUCUCCUUAAACUCUCUUACCUUUCCUCCCUUCACUUCCACGACAUGGCGUUUGCAAGUUUCCAUGCUUUGGAAGUCCUCUCUUCCCCUCGUUUUUCGCACAAAAAAAUUGCGUACCAUGCAAUCUCACUUUCCUUCCAUGAUUCCACCCCUGUUCUUCUCCUUAUAACUAAUCAUCUACGCAAGGAUCUUACCAGUACCAAUGAGUUUGAAGUAAGUUUAUCUCUCCAAUGCUUAUCUAGAAUUGCUAAUGUUGAUCUUGCUAGGGAUUUGACCCAGGAAAUUUUCACUCUACUGUCUAGUAAUAAACUUUAUGUUCGAAAAAGGGCAGUAGCUGUAGUAUUAAGGGUUUUUGAGAAAUACCCAGAUUCUGUUAGGGUGUGUUUUAAACGUUUAGUUGAAAAUUUAGAGAAUUAUGAUCCUCAGAUUUUGUCUGCUGUUGUUGGGGUGUUCUGUGAACUUGCUUGUAAAGAUCCCAGAUCGUAUCUUCCUUUGGCGCCCGAGUUUUAUAAGAUUUUGGUUGAUUCAAAGAACAAUUGGGUUUUGAUUAAGGUUUUGAAGAUUUUUGCUAAGUUGGCUCCUUUGGAACCGAGGUUAGCAAAACGGGUUGUUGAGCCGGUUUGUGAUCAUAUGAGGAGAACUGGGGCGAAGUCGCUGUUGUUUGAGUGUGUUAGGACUGUGGUUACUAGUUUGAGUGAGUAUGACUCUGCUGUGAGGCUUGCAGUGGGAAAGGUUCGAGAGUUUUUGGUGGAUGAGGAUCCAAAUCUUAAGUAUCUUGGAUUGCAGGCUCUUGCGAUUGUAGCACCCAAGCACUUGUGGGCUGUGUCGGAGAAUAAGGAAGUUGUGAUUAAGUCAUUGAGUGAUGCAGAUCCUAAUAUUAAGAUUGAGUCCUUGCAUCUUGUGAUGGCAAUGGUGUCUGAACAUAAUGUGGCCGAAAUUUGCAGAGUUUUGGUCAACUAUGCACUUAAAGCUGAUCCUGAGUUUUGUAAUGAGAUUCUUAAUUCUAUUUUAUCAACUUGUUCUAGGAAUCUAUAUGAAAUUAUUGUUGACUUUGAUUGGUAUGUAUCACUGCUUGGGGAGAUGUCAAGAAUCCCACAUUGCCAGAAGGGAGAAGAAAUUGAAAAUCAGCUUAUUGAUAUUGGAUUGAGGGUCAAGGAAGUUAGGCCAGAACUUGUUCGUGUUGCUCGUGAUCUGCUGAUUGAUCCUGCUUUACUUGGAAAUCCUUUCUUGCAUAGGGUAUUAUCUGCUGCUGCCUGGUCUUCUGGAGAAUAUGUUGAGUUUUCAAGGAACCCAUUAGAACUUAUGGAAGCACUAUUACAACCUCGUACUAGUUUGUUGCCACCAUCUAUUAGGGCAAUUUAUAUUCAGUCUGCCUUUAAAGUGUUAGUUUUUUGCCUACAUACUUACCUUAUGCAACGGGAAAGUACCACUUCCUCUGCAUGUCCCGAUAAUUUGCCCUCAGGAGUUUCAGCAUCUGUGUCCUACGAAUCAUUUGAUGGUCUGUCGGUGGAAGAUGGUGGGGAUGCAGCUGUUACACAUGGUCUGACAUCUACCUCUGCUUCUAUGACUGAUGAAUCUAUUGUAAACCUGUUGAAUCUGGUUGAAAUAGCUUUGGGCCCUCUAUUAGGAAGCCAUGAUGUGGAAGUACAGGGGAGAGCACGGAAUGUGCUUGGCUUUGUUGAUAUGACAAAACUAGAUUUACUUAAUCCUUCUGCUCAAGAGGAAAAGGGUUUAGAGAGAAAAGAAGUUGAAGCUUCCAAAACCAUUGAACUGAUGCAUGAUGCCUUUUCUGAGGAGCUUGGUCCCGUCUCUUUAACUGCCCAGGGAAAAGUUCCUCUACCGGAUGGGUUAAUGCUUAAGGAGAACCUUGGCGACUUGGAAAUGAUCUGUGGUGAUAUUCAACUACCUUCAUCAAACUCAUUUUCUUUUGGAACUCCUUCUAAUGAGCAGAAGGUUGGUGUUUCUUUCUCUAACCUUCAGAUCAAAGAAGACUUUGAGCAAUCAAAUGAGUCCACAUCUCUGUUAGCUGAGCAUCGUAAGCGCCAUGGAUUGUAUUAUCUUCCUUCAGGGAAGAGUGAAAUAAUUUCAAAUGAUUAUCCUCCUGCCAAUGACCACACAUCACAGGGUAAUGUCAAUGAUAAUUCUGAUGAUCUGGCUAAACUUACCGAGGAAUCACUUUUCCCAAAGAAAAAACCAAACCAUGCCAAGCCUAGGCCUGUAGUGGUAAAAUUGGAUGAAGUGGAUGAGAAACCCAUUGCAAUGAAGAAGCCUGAGGCAAAGGAUGAUUCACUCUCAGGUGCUGUGCGGGAUAUUCUUUUAGGUAGUGAAGAUGUGAUACCCACUUCAUCACGAAGCAACCUUUCUGAUAAGCCAUCUAGCAAGAGAAGGGGGAAGGAAAAACAAGAUACAGAUCCUCAUGUGGAAUCAAAAGAAAAUUUAGUUGAUGAUGGAAAUCCUAAUUCAAGAAGGAGAAAACACCGUAGUCAUGGUAAAGAGAGAAGACAUAAAAGUCCAAGGAAGAAGAAUGCUGAGGAAAGAGAAGAUAAUGGUCAGAAAGAAAAAGAGAAGAGCACUCAUCGCCAUGGAAGGCAUAAAUCUCGUCAAAGAGCUGAUGAGCUUUUGAAUGUUUCUCCACAAACACCUGUUAUUCCUGAUUUCCUUUUAUAGCGUUAAAUUUUUUGAUCCAAUAGUUAGAAACUGCUUGAUAGAAGUUGGCCGAUAAUAUCCCUGCAUUCUGCCUUCUUGCAUGCUAAGGUUAGUUCUGCUGUAAAUUUAUACUUUCUGUUUUUGUUUGGGGUUUGUGGUUUAUUGAAAUUUAAACUCUGGGAUUGGUUUUGGACAUUAUACAUGUUGAAAUUCAAUUUUGAGGUAAAGUUUCAAUUUUGAAACGUUCUGGCA